AUGAACGGAACUUCGGGAAAAAAGUUAAAUGAUAUUUAUUUUUUGGCUUGGGAAAAAGGAUUAAAAACCACCUACUAUUUAAGAACUUUAGGGGCUAGCCAAAUUGAAAAGUCCACUUUGGAUGCUAGCAAGUUUGACGAAAUAAAUAUGAACAAAAAAGCAUUAUUAAUUACCAUUGAAGGAAUCGACGGUAGUGGCAAAUCCACCCUGAUUGAAAAGUUGAGCGAAAAACUCCCUAAUUCUUUAAUCACUCGGGAACCACGCGGCACAGAACUAGGGAAAAUGGUUCACGAACUUACUGAUAAACAA
Molecule: messenger RNA, 309 nt
Organism: Funneliformis geosporum
Lineage: Eukaryota; Fungi; Glomeromycota; Glomeromycetes; Glomerales; Glomeraceae
Source: the annotation of a GenBank genome assembly